AUGUCACCCCAACUUGGAGACAUUGUAUGUUUUCCCAACUUAAAUUUUUGGCAUGUAACACUAUUUUUCCUGCAGAGCCAAACAUCUCCUACUGGGUCAUCGUAUACUUCCAAUACUAUAUUGAAAGACACCUGUGUUACAAAACUUAAGUCACCUAAGACAGUUUCAUUCAAUAUACCAAAAGUUUCUGGUAAAAUAGCAUCAGAUCAAAAUGUUGAUUUAAUUCAACAAUCAACGUUUGUUGGAGAAUCAAUAUUUGUUGAACAAACCAUUCCUGAUGAACCAGUUGUUGAACAAACCAUUCCUGAUGAACCAGUUGUUGAACAAACCAUUUCUGAUGAACCAGUUGUUGAACAAUCCAUUCCUGAUGAAUCAGUUAUUGAACAAACCAUUCCUGAUAAACCAGUUGUUGAACAAACCGUUCCUGAUGAACCGGUUGUUGAACAAACUAUUCCUGAUGAACCAGUUGUUGAACAAAAUGUUCAUGGUAUACCAGUUGAUAAACAAACCAUUCCUGACGAAUCAGUUGAAACACCAUCAAGCAGAAAGUCAGUUAAAGUCAUUAAAAAGAUGAAACCCAGUGUAAGAAAGAAGAAAAAAGUUGUCGUAAAAAGACCACAAAUAAAAGAUGAGAAUAAUACAAAUGAUAUAUCAUUGGAAACUAUUCCUGGUGAACCAGUUGUUGAACAAACCAUUCCUGUUGAAUCAGUUGUUGAACAAACCAUUCCCGAUGAACCAGUUGUUAAACAAACCAUUCCUGUUGAAUCAGUUGUUGAACAAACCAUUCCUGUUGAACCAGUUGUUGAACAAACCAUUCCUGUUGAAUCAGUUGUUGAACAAACCAUUCCUGGUGAACCAGUUGUUGAACACACCAUUCCUGAUGAACCAGUUGUUGAACAAACCAUUCCUGAUGAACCAGUUGUUGAACAAACCAUUCCUGAUGAACCAGUUGUUGAACAAACCAUUCCUGGUGAACCAGUUGUUGAACAAUCCAUUCCUGAUGAAUCAGUUAUUGAACAAACCAUUCCUGAUAAACCAGUUGUUGAACAAACCGUUCCUGAUGAACCGGUUGUUGAACAAACUAUUCCUGAUGAACCAGUUGUUGAACAAAAUGUUCAUGUCAGUUAA
Ciona intestinalis (vase tunicate) is the source of this 1128-nucleotide messenger RNA. The record is from RefSeq and is a predicted model, not a curated record. NCBI's taxonomy places the organism in Eukaryota, Metazoa, Chordata, Ascidiacea, Phlebobranchia, Cionidae.